Molecule: messenger RNA, 2691 nt
Organism: Dromiciops gliroides (monito del monte)
Lineage: Eukaryota; Metazoa; Chordata; Mammalia; Microbiotheria; Microbiotheriidae
Gene: GTSE1
Product: G2 and S-phase expressed 1
Exons: 14
Coding region: 1-2490 (829 amino acids)
Cellular component (GO): cytoplasmic microtubule; microtubule cytoskeleton
Molecular function (GO): microtubule binding
Source: RefSeq, a predicted model, not a curated record
AUGGUGCCUGGGGAUCCAGAGGGGUGCUCCUUCCCCAAAUACCCUGUCCCAGAAAUAAACUCUCCAACGCGGGCAGCCCAGCCCGCUCUGUCACCCAAGACAGAGCCCAGGGCUCGGCUUUUGGGUGACACCAACUUGGACGCCCCAGGGACAAAUCUCUACUCCUCGGUUCUUAGGGCACCACAGUGUUCCGUGACAUUCCUACACCACAGCCUGCCCAGCCCUUCCCCCGUGACGGGCAUCCCUCCGUUUCCAGUUCUCUGCCGCCACAUAGAGCAGCCGUCAAUACCAAUCGCCAGCGAGACUCUCAGGACACGUGGUUCGAGCUGUGCCAGGGGCGGGCCAGGGAGAAGGAAACGAUGCUCGCUUUUAAAUCGGUUGGCGGCAGCGGCAGCGGUGACAGGUGCUUCUCUGUUGACUGUUACCAUGGAGGACACGGAGGGAGGCUCGAUCGGGGGAGCUGUUGUGGAAAAAGCUGACCCGGACACGCAGAACGAGCUUCCACUUUUGACUGAUGAGAAAUUUGACUUUGAUCUCUCGCUGUCUUCAUCCAGUGCCAACGAGGAUGACGAAGUCUUCUUUGGGCCCGUUGGGCACCGAGAGAGGUGUGUGGCUGCCAGCCUGAAGCUGCAGGGCCUGGUUCCCAUGGAAGACGAGCAGCCGCUCACGCUGAGCCCGCUGGCCGGGGAGAAGUUUAUUGAGAUCUUCAAGGAGGCGCGCUUGCUGGCUCUGCAGAUAGAGAGCAGCGGCAAGAAGACAGUGCCCAAAGCUCGCGAGCCUGAGCCAGCACUGGCACCAGCACCGGUACCGUCACCGGGCUCAGAGGAGGAGUUUGUGCAAGAGGCCAGGCAGAAGCUGGACAUCUUUGAGCGUGGCCUGGACAUGCAGACAAGCUCCCCAGCUCUCAAAAGGGAGACCUACUGCGUGCUGACCCCGGGGGUGGUCCCAGUGCCUGCUGCCAGUGCCCGUCUUCGGAACCAAGGGGUGGCUGAGAGAAAAGUCAUGAGCCGCCUGCAGCCCCCCAAGUCCCUGUCUAUGCCUGGAAAGGGGGCUCUGGCCAAGCCUCAAGCAGGGAAACAAGGCCAGCCUUUGAGGCUCCCCGCCAGGGACUCCAGUGUUUCCUUAGGGCUCCAGCCCUCGGAGCAGACCAAUGGCACGGCAGAAGCGAGCGCGUCCUCCACCAGUGGUGGUGGCAGUGCCACCAAAGGUCCCCCUGACCUCCCUGCCCCCAGCAAGUCUGGGGUGAGGAAAACCCUGCUUAAACCUCCCGGACCCACUAGGACCCUCCUCGGGGGACGGAGCACCUCUUUCUCAGGCUCUGUGUGUGGGGCAAAGGCGACUUCAAAUUCCAGCUUGUUGGGGACCCCGGCAAGAGGCAAAGCUAAACCAAGCGAGCCUUUCAGCCGUCUGGCCGACACACCUCGCCCCAAGCCCAGCAGCCAGCUGAGCCAUGGGAGCAUCCCCUGCCCUAAGCAAACCAGAGCUGCCCCAGCCUCCAUGCCCUUGGCUGGCCCAGCCAAGGAAUCUGCCUCAGUUUCCCUGAGGCAGCCCCAGACCCCCAGAACUGGAAUCCAGAGGCCAAGUUCCAACCCCAGCCUGCCACGGUCCUCACAGCCGAGCAAGCCCAGAGGGUCCGUGGGUCCCAACUCUGGCGCCAAGGUGGGGCCGCCUCCUGCCAACCCGCUUCGGCAUCCCACUUUCUCUAUAGGCGCCUCACCGGACAUGAUGACUCCCCGGCUUCCGUCAGGCCCCUCGUUUGCAAGCUCUGCCCUGCAUGGCACCCCUGCCCGGUGCUCCUCAGGAGGAGCCCUGUACCCCCUAGGCAGCAGCACCCGCACCCCUCUGAAUGUCCGCCGCCUGUCCACCCUGCCUACGCCAUCUGGGCGCCGAGCAUCAGCACUUCCCUUAUGGCCAACGCCCAGAACUGGACCAAGAGCCUCCUCCCCGCCCCAGCUGGCGACUACCCGGCCCCCUUCACAGGUGCCCCCCAAGAAGACCCAAGGCAGGCCCCAGCGAGCCCAAGAAACAAGCAGGCCGGAGACUUCUCCCCCAUCUGAGCCCCCUCUGGUGGUGCCUUUGGCCCUCGACUUUGCCUCUCCCGAGCAAAUGCCCCCUCGGACCCCUGGGGAGGAGAAGGCCAAGGAGCAGCCAGUGGAAAAGCCAGCCCCGCCCGAGGCUGUGCUUGUUCACAUCGGGUCCGAGACCUGUGCCACUGUCCCGGCAAUGCCAAGACCACCUCUCCGCAGCCAGCCGCUCCUUGACUUCUCCAACAGCCCUGAAGUGGACCGGCGGCAGCUCCCCCUGACGCCCGCCCUGGCCAGUGAAGGCCAGCUUCUCAUCGACUUGUUUCACUCUCCAGAAGUAUCCAAAAGCAUCCCGGCCAAGCCUCCGCCAGUCUCGGUACAGCUGAUCGACCUGAGCUCUCCACUCAUCAGCCUGAGUCCCCUGGAGGACAAAGAAAACCUGAGCUCUCCACUCCUCAAGUUCUAGGAGGGCCCAGCAGGCCCGAGCCUGGGGCCUGGGAGGGCGGCCUGGCAUCUCACCAGUGAACAAAAAUGUGCAAUUUAUUGGGGCAGAUCUGGGAAUCCGGUUGUUGUUUAAUGUCUAUUUUUAUCGUUUGUUUAAAAAGUCCAACAGAUUAAAUAAAAUGCUGUGAACCUGGCUUCUCUUUCCUGAUUACCCAAUGGACGA